ACACAUGGGAUCAGUUAUAACCAAGGAAACGGUCUUACAGGAGAAUAUUUAUCUGAAGAAACUCAGCGGUUUGGAACCUGUCGACGAUUAUGACCCAUUUUGGAACAAACUUCUCUCUUUCAGUCUCAAGUUUGAUGAUGACGACGAAGACACCCGAAUCGCUUUGGAAUCUGCUUUAGAUGAUCAUCUUCAAUGUCUAAUGUACAAUACACAAACAACAGGAAAUUUCGCUGCAUUUAUUCGACUUUUCCUUCGCAGAGCCACAGAACUAAAAACAUCAGAACAAUGCGAAAAUAAAAUCUACUUAUGGCAAACAUCAAACGCUCUUCUCAUUCUUCGUUACAUCGCCAGAUUUUUAACUCAACGUAUGACGGAAAAAGAAUUCGUGAGGAUUUUCGCCAAAAGUCAUGAGAGUACGGAAACCGAAUCGUCGUCUACAUCUUCCUCGUCGGAUGAGGAAGAUGAUGACGAACAGAAAUCAGAAAACGAAAAUAAUAAUGGAGCGACAAAAUAUAUCCCGAUAGUUUUUCAAAACACUGCAGAAGAGUUCACGUAUGAGCUGGUUUCGAUUUUAAUCAAUAUUUCUGUAAACGAAACAACAUUGGCAAUCCAUGUCGAAGCAGUUCGAUGUCUCCUAACUCUCCUGAGCUCUCAACUAUAUAAUGAAUCAAUUGUGAAUACUUCAAUUGUCUUCAGAUUCUUUAUUGAUGGAUCAUGUGCGAAACACGCAGCUUCGCUCACUAAAACUCUUCUUCUCAAUUAUUUGAUCCACAAUUCAGAGUAUCACAUGACUGUACAAAAGCCACAAGAGAGCAUUGUUUUUGGAUUAGCUUCAUCAAUGUGGUCAAUGGUCCAAAUGGCAACUGGUAUCGACUCCGCAGAGGAAGAAAAGAAGCCCCCACUUACUCUUGGAAACUUAAGCAUCCUGCUUCUCCUCAAUCUUUCAUGCCAUCAACCUCUCAAUUCAUCCAAUCCAUUCAAAGAAACCCUUGCUCUCUUCCAAAAUGCUCAAGAAGUAUCCACAUUGCCUACUCAGAUUGUGUCGUUCAAAAUCGAUUAUAAUGGAUUAUACGAAAGAUUGUGUGCUACCGCUGGCCAGGAACCUCCGAUGCUUCUACUCUACAUGCUUCUACAGGCGAACUCGGGAUUCCGGAACUAUGUGUUGUCUCGGAUCAACCUCGAGAAUCUAGUUGUUCCUGUUCUUCGAAUUCUUCACGACGGUGUCGCGACAUCGAACAACUCUCACCAUGUUUAUCUUGCAUUGAUUGUCGCCUUGAUUCUCAGUGAAGAUGAUAUUUUCUGCAAGAUUAUACACGAGACGAUGAUCAAGGAUCUCGGCUGGCUGGACAGUGAUUUCAGUGUCCGCGAGAUCUCUCUCGGAGGUUUGACAACUCUUGUGCUGGUUCGAGCAAUUCAGAAGAAUGCUUUGAAAACUAGAGACCGAUAUCUUCACACAAACUGCUUAGCUGCUCUUGCAAACAUGUCAGCUUUCUUCAAAAAUCUUGCUCCAAUUGUUUGCCAAAGACUCAUAUCACUGCUUGAUCUUCUAACAAAACGGCAUGCUAAAAUGGUGGAUCAUAUGAGAGUCAGCAGUCAGAAUGAUGUUGCAGAUGGACAGCCGAUCAAUUUCCAUGACGACAUUACUGCUCUCGAAGAAGGAAUUCGAACUCUCCUUGAGAUCAUCAACAGUGCACUUUGUGGAGGACUCCGUCACAAUUCACACCUCAUCUACAACCUUCUCUACCAUCGUGCUCUAUUCGAUGCAUACGUUCAGCACCCAAUGUUCCAAGAUCUUCUUGUUAACAUCGCAGCAGUAAUCUCUCACUUCUCGUCGAAAGUGAUACAUGUCCCAGCAGGCGAUGGAUCCACAAUGCUGCAAAUAAUCGAGAAGGAGGCAAACAUAUGGCCAACCGAUCGACUCGCAAAGUUCCCAGAAUUGAAGUUCCGAUACGUGGAGGAUGAGUACACUGUCGAUUUCUUUGUGCCAUACGUCUGGAGGCUAUCUGUUCAACAUUCGGGAAUCUACUUCGAAACAUCAAGAAUCAAAAUAUUUAACGCCCAAAGUAUUGCUUGACCCUCAAAUUGUUUUAUUAAUCGGUAAGCAUAAUGCCGGUAGUAUUUAUUCGGACGCAAAUAUUGAUAAGUGGCCUUAUUCAUGUGAUGAUCAUAAGAUACCAUAAUAAUGUACAAUAAAUCUAUUAUCUAAUUG
Molecule: messenger RNA, 2209 nt
Organism: Caenorhabditis elegans
Lineage: Eukaryota; Metazoa; Nematoda; Chromadorea; Rhabditida; Rhabditidae
Gene: C47D12.2
Product: Dymeclin
Exons: 9
Coding region: 5-2074 (689 amino acids)
Source: RefSeq, marked reviewed